GGUGUUUGAUGAUAAUGGUACGUGGCGGUAUUUUUAACGGGAAUAACCUGUGAAUUAGUCAACAAAGUUAGUAUAACAUUGUCAAAGCCGGGGCUAAUUAAACAAGUGCUCAAAUUUCUGUAAAUGGUUCAGAUUCAUUCCACAACUUGGAGUUUUAUGUACACCGUUCCUUACAAAUAAAUCUGAGGUGAAAUUUAAGCCUCUUUGUAUGCAAUUCUGAGAAAUCUUCCAACAUGGGUGUAAGUCUAUUUGUGUGUUGCCCUCAAUAAGAUUACAGAGCAAUUCAUCCAAAUCUGUCUGCGGAACGCCCCGGAGCCGAAUAAUCUUCGUUCGUGGGUGAUAUUUUUUUAUCUUCUCCUGUUCUUUUUGUUUGGAGCUUCAAGUUUUUGUUAAUGGAUUCACAGACUUCACGCAACAAAUUCAGCAAAUCCUUAAUUCAACAGCAGUCAAAAAGCUUCCAUUUUUUCUUGUUAUUUUUUGGGUUGCGCGAGGUCUGGAAAUUCGGCUCCGUGGGUUCGUUUCGAUAGUGAGGUAAGCUAUGUAAUUUUCUUGUAAAUUCAAUCCAUAUCCACUUUAUAAUUCUUUCGAUUGAGUCGACGAAUUGUUAAAAUAUUUUAGCCCCAAUUUUCUUUUGCGCUAAAUUACCUACUGGGUUUGGAUCCGUAUACCUGAUCUCGUUACAUAAAGCCUAAUUUUGAAGUAGCCUGCCAUGUCUGGCUACCCGGCCGGUCCCAUGAGGGCCAAGGGACCGAAGAAGGGUGCUAGGACUAAGACCGCAGGAUGGGCUACCUUUGAUUUGCAGCAACGGCUUAAGGAGGGGGAAUUUGAUAGCAUUGGCGUUGACCCUUUCCCUCCAUUGAUACCCAAUUCUUCUUCUAACCCUAAUUACAGAGGCCUAACUGUGGGGACUGAUGUUCGAGACAAACAGAUGAAUGCUGAUAUAACUGCUGUUUGUUCUAAGGAUAUUAACUUCAUGUCUGCUAGGUCCCCUGAUAUUGUCAAAUCAUCUGUUUCCGAGCCAGAUAAUAUGAUUGGACUUUACCAAAGUACAUCAUUACCUGGCACUAAUGUGCAGAGCAGGAUUGUGACAGAUCAGGUUAAUCAAAAUCAGCUUGUUGUUGAGAAAUUGAAGGGUUUGCACCCCUGGGCUGAUAAGGGCUUGAUAGAGGAUGUUCUAGUGGCUGCUGGUUAUGAUCAUGAACAAGCCUCCGCUUCUUUGGAUUCUAUGUCAGCUACAGAUUCUUCAGAAUUGUCUGACCUUUGUGAAGCUCUGGAAAAUGCUACUACCAAAGAAGGUCCUGUAAAUUGUGAUGCCACUUCUAAUUGCCUUGGUUCAGAAGAGGCAGAGGAAGCAGAAGGAAAUAGGUUAAUGGGGCUCAUGCUGGUGGCUCCUCCCGAGCCAGAAUGGGAUGGAAAUGAUGAUCUUUAUUGGAAAAAUCGGAAGGAUGGAUUGCGAUUGUCUAGGUCUGCAGGUCGACAUUCAAAGAAUGCUCAAAAUGCAUAUCUUCGAGGUGAUUACCAUACUGCUAGGAUUUUGUCAAAUAAAUCCCAGCAAGAGUACUUGGCUGCAGAGCAAUUCAAUGCCAAAGCAGCCGCAGAAAUUCUUCGAAUUGGAAAUGAAAAUAACAAUGUCUGGAAGCUAGAUCUGCAUGGUCUCCAUGCAUUAGAAGCAGUGGAUGCAUUGGCAUCACGCUUGGAAAUGAUUGAGUACAAUGUCCCAAAAAGCAUUUCUCUCUCAAGUGGAAGAAUGCGUGAGCAAGGUAAUUGCCAUACAGACAAGCAUGCUCCAGAAGUGCUCGUGCCAUCCAUGUCAAGGCCAUCUGAACUUGAGGUCAUAACAGGGUUAGGAAUACACAGUCGUGGAGGUGCAGCACUUCCGAUAGCAAUUAAAAACUUCCUUAUUGAUAGAGGGUACAAAUUCAGUGAAGCUAGAGCAGGGGUACUUGGUGUUCGCCCAAAGUUUCGGUACAGUUAGAACCACGCUCUAGAUAAUGGCAAGGCUAACUGUGUCUUUUGAAUAUUAAAUUGUAUAUUACCAUGCAAUCUCAGGGUUUUUCUUCCUGAGUUUCACAUUUACCUUACUCAAUUGCUUUGAAAUAUUUAUUUGAAUUAAUUUUAUUUCAGAUUAGAAUCGUCUCCUAGGGAAGCUUAACUUUUAUUUGUAUAUUUAACUUGAAGCACAAUAAAAUCCAUCAUUAUUUCUCA
Cryptomeria japonica (Japanese cedar) is the source of this 2205-nucleotide messenger RNA. RefSeq lists its product as uncharacterized. Bases 710 to 1975 code for a protein of 421 amino acids. The transcript has 4 exons. NCBI's taxonomy places the organism in Eukaryota, Viridiplantae, Streptophyta, Pinopsida, Cupressales, Cupressaceae. The record is from RefSeq and is a predicted model, not a curated record.